CCAGGCCAAGAAAAAAAAACAGUUUAGUCAGUGACAGUCACAGUCAGUGUCACUGUCAAAUUUACAUUGUAUAGAAAGGGUGCAUACAUUUACUUUGUAUUUAUAAUAUUAUCCAGUUUUUCUGGUUCCAAACGAAAUUAUUUUAUGUUAUAAACACAUAUCAAUCUAGAUUAUUUGUUCGUACUAUUAAUAUUGCUCUUUCAGGUGUGUAGCUAGUUCAAGCGGACUAUCAGUGUUGUAUAGUUACAAGAUUUCAGAAGUGUACAUUCCAGACAUUUAAUGGUGUAGUGAGCGUACUGUUUGUGAUUCAUAAGUACAAUAAGUAUCCAGGAUGCAUCUUGGUGUAAAUUUGUCCAAUGCUCUUCAGCAACUGGAAAGUGUGAAAGCUGCUGUCGAUCAAAGUGAUGACCCGAAACUGAAGGCUGCUACCAAUGAUGACCUGAACAUGUUGAUUAGCUUGCUAGAGAGCCCAAUCCUGAAGAGCAUAGCUACUCUUCAAGAUUCUGUUGGCAUGCUGGCUACGCAAGUGGCUCACCAUCCCUCAAUUCUGCCCGGUGACUUUGACAUUACUCCUGCAGGUGAACUAGCUCUCCAAGCUCGGAACUUGUACGGCGCGGAGGGCGAGGAAGAGCAGCGGGUCCCGCAGGUGUCUCCGCCGCACUGCCUCGACUUCGGCUCGAGCUCGGACAAUGAACGAGUGCUGGGGCUGGACUCUGCUUCUAUUGACUCUAACAUGUCUCCUAAACAGAGUCACGGCAUCCUCGAAAUGUCCAGAAAUGACGAUUCCCUGGCGUCUGCCUCUCCUAACAUAGUUGCGGGCGACUGGGCCCAGGUGGAGGUGAUAAACCUCGUCAAUGAUGGCACUGGCCUUGGAUUUGGUAUAAUUGGGGCAAGGACCAGUGGUGUAAUUGUCAAGACCAUCCUGGCAGGUGGAGUCGCUGACCGCGACGGGCGACUCAAGUCUGGAGAUCAUAUCCUACAAAUAGGAGAUGCGCAUUUAGUGGAAAUGGGUUCCGAGCAAGUAGCAGGCGUGCUCCGCGCGUCUGGCUCUCGCGUCCGUCUGGUAGUCGCCCGCGCCGUGGACCCAGCCCUAGCCCCGCCCGCCGCCGCACCGCUCGUCCCCGCCAGACUCCUGUCCGAUCCGGAGGCUUUGGACAGAUAUCUGUUGGAAACCGGUUUCGAGCAGGUGUUCCAUACGCAACCGGUGCAUCACCCGCCGGCGUCUCGGUUCGUGUUCGAUAGCGCGGUCACACCGCCCCCAGAAACAGAUGCUGAAUCACCAGAGGUUGACAGAUUUACGGUGCAGUUGAAGAAAGAUGAGAACGGUCUAGGAAUAACCAUAGCAGGUUACGUGUGUGAAAAAGAGGAGUUAUCGGGUAUCUUCGUGAAAUCGGUUUCGGCCGGAAGCGCGGCGGCGUUGAGCGGUCGGGUGCGAGUCAACGAUCGCAUCGUGGCUGUAGAUGGCGCGUCGCUGGCCGGGAAAUCUAAUCAACGAGCUGUGGAUGCGCUCAAACAGAGCGGGAACCUGGUUACCCUUGAGUUGGAGAGAUACCUCCGCGGUCCGAAAUACGAGCAGCUGCAGCAAGCGAUAGCGGCGGGCGAGAGCGCCGGCGCCGCCGCCGUCGCGCACAACCCGUUCCUGCACAUGCACCGCCCGGAGCCGGCCCACCACGACAUACAGAUGACCACUUUGCACAACCUAGAAUCCAACGUUGAAGAUCCCGUGCCGUCUCCGCCUCGCAGUCCGCCAGGAGCUCGCGUGCAGCCCGCGUUUGAGAUGCCGCGCACCGCUGAACAGAAGGAGGCUAUUAGGAGGAAGUGGCAGUCCAUAUUAGGCGAAGACGUGGAAAUCGUUGUAGGCGUAGUGAUGCGCGGCGGCGGCGGCCUCGGCAUCUCGCUAGAAGGCACCGUGGACGUGGAGGGCGGCCGCGAGGUGCGCCCGCACCACUACGUGCGCUCCGUGCUGCCCGAGGGGCCCGUGGGCCGCGCCGGGGUACACAGGCCUGGCGACGAACUGCUAGAGGUGAACGGUCACCGGCUUCUGGGCAUGAACCACCUGGAGGUGGUGUCCAUCCUGAAGGAGCUGUCGAGCGAGGUGUGCAUGGUGUGCGCGCGCCCGCGCCCCGCGCCCGCGCCCGCGCCGCCACUGGACCUGGCGCCGCCCGCUCCUACACUCGUCAAGGCUAAAUCGGACGGGAGCCUAGCAGGCGCGGGUGCCGAGGAAGGCGGUUCGCUGUCGGGCGGCAAAGUGCGCUCGCGUAGUCUCGAGCCGCUCACCGGGCUCGCUAUGUGGUCUUCCGAGCCGCAAAUUAUAGAACUUCUGAAAGGCGAGCGCGGUCUCGGCUUCUCAAUCCUGGACUACCAGGACCCACUGCGUCCCGCGCACACACUUGUGGUGAUCCGCUCUCUUGUACCCGGCGGUGUGGCCCAACAAGAUGGUCGGCUUAUUCCCGGUGACCGGCUGUUGUUCGUGAACGAUCAGAACCUGGAGGACGCGAGCCUGGAGGUGGCGGUGGCGGCGCUGAAGGGCGCGCCGCGCGGCGUGGUGCGCAUCGGCGUGGCCAAGCCGCUGCCGCUUGUCGACGCGCCGCCGCCGUUACCCGCCUCCGCGCCGCCCAAGCACGACUAGUGGCGCGACAGAGCCAGACUGCAUUCCGAUCGCCACGUACCGUCAACGAUUGUCACUUCGGAUAGGCCGGCUGGAGAGGCCUUUAGGUGUUUGCUAACAACCGACAACGGUAUCGGUUUUUUUACAAAUGUUCGGCAAACAGACUUAUUUACCAAGCGUUGGGAUGCCGCGUUUGUGUUUGAUGGUAUUUAGAAUUUAUGUUUAGUAUUUGCCGCAAACACCAAGCGUCACUGCCGCUGAAGACACGACAGAUGACCAAACAGCUAGUACCCUAUAUCGCUCAAUUUCUAUACCAAACGUGAACCAGCACUGGAUUAUAAUAAUUCCAGUAAACAUUCCAAUCUUUUGUUUCCAGCUUUAUCAUUCCACUGGAAUCCAGUGCUGGAUUAAUCUUUAAGUAUUUAGUCUGCUUGAGGUCAAAGUAGCAACAGACUUUAAUUAAUAAUGUUGGUAUAUUUAAUAUUAUUUUGUGUAAACCAUGACUUUUAUCAAAUCAAAUAUCUUGUUUGUUGUAAAAUGAAAAAAAAGACUAUUAAAAUUAUACUCCUUCCGUUAGUAACCGGUGUAAAUAUGUAAUCAAAUUUAAACGAAUUUAAAAUGCUAUGGAAUUGAGGAAGGCCUCUCAUGACGUCAUAUUUCGUUUUUAAAUUUCAACUUAAUUAAAUAAUCAAUGCAUUGACUUAUAAAAGGAAUUUAUAAUAUUGUUGUUAGUGGAAUUGACGCAUUAAGUAGAUAAAUAAUUAUUAAGUAAUGGAAUAUUUACACAUUCCAAUAUCAUUAUUAACUUUUUCUUGUGACCUGUUAAUAAAUAGACUUGCGAGUACUUAAUUAAUUAGAUGAUGUAUUAUAAAGUAAUUUUUAGUCAAUUACGGGCAUUUUCGCGAAAGAAGAUUCAAAAGAUUUUUUUUUUAAUAGGUAAAUUAACGUUUUUCGUACUCAGAAUUUCGAUUUUCAUCCUACUAGGCGGAAAAAGCGUCCUAAAUUUAUUUUUUCCUUCGUUACCAUUUUUCAAACACUUUGUACAGCGGUUACAAAGUGGAAAGUAUUCAAAAUAGUAGGCUCGUGAUUCUGAGUAGGAAAAACAUAAAAUUUACCUUACCGAAAAUGCCCUUACCUUAGUUAAAUACCUAGCCCUCCUUUGUGUUACAUAGUUGAUAAUUAUACUUAUCCAAGUAUUCCAUUUAUGUUUUUGUAAGCAGUAUUAUAAUUAUCUAAUAAUAUUUUAAAUCAUAUUAAAUUGUAUAUCUGUUUUUGACUUAUAUUUCUAGACUGUAUUCAAAUAGUUAUCAUUAUUAUAUUAAAUUUUAAGCAAAGUUA
Molecule: messenger RNA, 3946 nt
Organism: Leguminivora glycinivorella
Lineage: Eukaryota; Metazoa; Arthropoda; Insecta; Lepidoptera; Tortricidae
Gene: Patj
Product: patj homolog
Exons: 17
Coding region: 332-2629 (765 amino acids)
Molecular function (GO): protein binding
Source: RefSeq, a predicted model, not a curated record